UUAAACUUGAAUCAAGAGAGGAGGAAAGUUUUCUCAGACGGGACAGCGUUGCCUAGCAGCUGGGCAGAGGACUCCUGCUACUUGCCUUUAUACAGUCACCCGCAUAUCGAGGAAGAGCGGAUAUCUCCCCUCUCUGUCGCCCUCUCGCAGUCCAUACUGACAAACAUGACCCAGACCGUGACACUAAAGGGACCCUCUCCGUGGGGCUUUCGGCUGGUGGGAGGACGGGACUUCAGCACACCGUUAACCAUCUCCAGGGUAACACCAGGCAGCAAGGCAGCCCAAGGUGACCUGUGUCCAGGCGACACCAUCUUGGCCAUCAAUGGCGACAGCACAGAGCUCAUGACACACAUGGAGGCUCAGAACAGGAUCAAAACCUGCACUCAGCAGCUCACACUUAACAUCAGCAGGUCGGGAUCAGGAGACAGAGUGUGGUCGCCAACAGUUAGUGAAGAUGGCAAGACAAGCCCUUACAUGGAGCCUGACUCACAGAAUUUCCGUCCCAUCACCAGUGGAUAUGUUGGCUCCAGUCGCAAACCUUCAUACACCCCUGAACCCCAGAGCCCACAGGCUCCUCAGUAUCAGCAGGUUCCCCAUUCCCCGCAGGCUCCCCAGCCCACUCACCUGAAUAACGGACACGCCAGACCCAACAACGGCCACAGCUAUGGAUACGGAAAUGGAACCGGGCACGCUCAGUACAACAACCCAGCAGGACUUUAUUCCCACAACGGCAGCAACGGAGACAGAUCUCUGCCAAGCAAGAUGGGAGGCCUUAGCCUCAGCGCCACACAUAGCCCAGAGCCUCCAACACACUCCCCUGUGGGCCGUAAUGGUUUCGACCCACACUCAGACGUCUACAAGAUGCUGCAGGACUACGAGGAGCCUGCCUCUGCACCCAAACAGUCCGGCUCCUUCAAAUACCUGCAGGGAAUCCUGGAGGCUGAGGAUGGAGGUGUGUCCCCAACAGAGAGAAUGAGAAACUUAAAGUCUCCAAUCAGGUCUCCAAUUCCUAAACUGGGAAGCCCUGUCCCCAGCCCCAUGUCCGGUCUGCAGAAGUUACCCCAGUGCACACGCUGCUGUAAUGGCAUUGUUGGCACCAUCGUGAAGGCCAGAGACAAGCUGUACCACCCCGAGUGCUUUAUGUGCGAUGACUGCGGCAUCAACCUCAAGCAGAGAGGCUACUUCUUCAUUGAGGACAAUCUGUACUGUGAGACCCACGCCAAGGCACGCGUCCAGCCCCCAGAGGGUUACGACGUUGUUGCUGUUUACCCCAACUCCAAGGUGGAGCUCGUCUGAGACGGAGAAGAAGCUGGCUAUACUCUAAUAUAACUGGGAAACUAAAAUCUGGGAGAAGGGGCUACUGAGUAUCGUGGCCUACAUUUAUCAGGCUCUGUCAAGCAGGAAUGCCGAUCUUGGAUCAGUUUUGCCUUUGAGAGAGCCCUAUGAAAUGUGUGUUUCAGUGAUCCAAGAUCAGCAUGUCUCCACUGACAGUCUUGAUAAAUGGGUAUAUUGAGCGCCUGAAAUAUGUUGACAGAUAUCAGAAAUACUCAAACCCAUUACAAAGCUGACAUUAUAUGUCCCACCUUUACAGCCCUCAUCUCUCAAUCAGUGUUUACAUUGUCUUCAUCUGAGUAAAAAAUAUUGAAGCAGUUAAGGUCAUGUUCAGAUAUGACCUUGAAAUCCACAUAACAAGCACAGAAUAUUACCAGAAUGAGUAACACAUGAGUUUAAUACCAGCAUAAUAUUCAACGUCCCAUGACAACCCUCACUCAAGCCUUAAAAUAACUACACUAGUGUGUGUGUGUGUGUGUGAUAUGGGUUAUCACAAGAGAAUUUUAAGUUGAUUGGUGUAAUGAACUUUGCAGAGAACUCAGUGGUUUUUCUACCUUCUAUUUUUUCAUUUAACUAUUAUAAGGACAGUUUCCCAUGCAGCAAAGCACACUACAAGUCAGCCAAAUGAUGUGUUGUUUUAGUUUCGGUAAAGGGUUUAAAGGUUUCAGUGUAUUUUUAACUAUGUUACAGUUACACAUUAUACUCCUGUUGCAGAUGGACUUCUGCAUUUUGUAAUUUACAUCUAUACAGUUCAUUUUUCAGACUUUCUAUGUUCAUUUCUACAAACAUUUCUGUUUGACAGAUACUUUUUCUGCCUACUUUUCAGUUAUGGGAAACAAUAAGCAAUAAUUCAUUAUAAGCAGAUCUCUUAACAAGUGUAAUUGUGAGUUUCUGGAAUGUGUUUCAGUAUGCCUUGGUGAAUGGGGUUACCGAACUAUAAGUUAUAGUAAACGCCUCCGUAUGCAGCUAUCAAAGCACUUCCGUCUGAAAUGUAAAUAAAACCCAGCAGGUGACAUCCUCAGAGUCAUGUGACGAACUACACUCUUAGAAAUAAGGGUUCCAAAAGGGUUCUUACUGAGACUAAUGCUUCAGUUGAAAGUUGAAUAAGGGUUCUUUGUAAGACUAAGGGUUUCAUUAAGGUGCCUUUUUAUCCAAAGAACCCUUUUUGAAAGAAAGACUUCUUCAAGGACUGUUGAAAGAUCCUUAUACUCAAAUCUGGAAUCCCCAUAAUCAACUCAUUUUACUUGUGUUCUGCCAUAGUGGAUAUCUUCACCAUCUUUUUAUGCCAUACAAUAUGGCAUGGUCUGGCGAAAUCCAUUUUUCAUGUGUACCCAGUACUUGGAGUUUUGUAAUCAGUUCCAAUUUGGAACCCAGUUUUGGUUCCCAACCCUGCACCACUGAAAUAGUAAGGGCUAUAGUAGUUGUGAUCUCACGAAAUCUCCACCCCCUAAAAACAUGAUUAUGAACCCUGACGGUUGUGGGUUGUGCUCGACCACAUCAGCCCAAGGCAGAUGGACGCAGUUCCUUUGGCCCCCAGACUAACCUGUUUAACUAAAACCAUCAUUAGUGGGAGAAAGAUUUAUGGGAAAUGUAGUCAGUUACUGUUUUUAGAGCCUUGCUUGGCGAGUUCUUGGUAAAACCCUUGGAAUAUAAUAGGGUUUUCAGUAGAAACCCUUGGGUGGGUUCUUGUUAGCACCCUUAGAAGGUUCUGUACCCCAAGAGAGGUUUCUGGGUGGAACCAUUAUACUAUAGAAAGGGUCUCUGUAGAACCUCUCAUAGGGAUUUCUGCAUGGAAGCUUUCACAGAUGGUUCUAGGUAUAACCCUUAUGGGGACAAGCUGAAGAACCUCUAUGCUUUUAGGUAACAACUUUAUUUCUAAGAGUGUAUAGAACAUUGUUAAAAUCAGUUAAAAGAAUUUCUCCCAGAUGUAAUCACAACAACCUCAAUUUAUAAACAGCUAAUUGCAAGAAACGAGACUUUAAUGAUGACAUGAUUUCGCCUAAUGCAGUGCAUGCAAGCAUUGAUGACAUUUUGAUACACAUCCACACAAGAUUGUAACUGAAGUGCUCUCCAGCACCUGACUGUGAGAGGAAUUUCAACUCUCACUCAUGUUCACACUGAAGAAUUCCAGUUCAUAAAAACAAGAGCACGGGGUUCACGGGGUCUGUUUAUCAAAAACACUCCAUUUUGACACCAAUAUGCUCUUCGCCUCGCAUGACAACUUUUAAAAAAUGGUCAUGUGCGUUUGAGACUGGAGACACAGCCGUGGAAAACUGUCCACAGCCUUCAACAUGUGGGAGUAAUAUUCACCUUGUUUAGCUUUUUGGAGCCACAACAUAGAUACAUUACAGUUCCUCUUUGGGAGAGAGAAAAAGACAGAAGUUGGAGGGAUGCAUAGCUGUAUUCCCCUCCUACUAUAAACUCAGAUUGUCUGCUCACAGCCAAGUCCAUGAAGCAAAUGAAAUAUACUUCUACAUUUCCUCAGAGAGAGGGGGAACACGAAGGGAGGGAGACGAGAAAGAGAAAUGACAGGACAGCAUGUAUUUUAUUUUCUUGACAGAAAUUCUUUGUGGAAGAAAGAAGCGUGUCAUUAUGACUCCAGUAUGUGGCCAUUAGUCUUGGCUUAUUGUGAAUAGUGAAGUAAAGUGGUUGGAGAAGAGUGAUCGUAUUCUUAAUUAUAGAAAUGUUUCUAACAAAACUACUUUUUUUUAUUUGAAAUGAGAAAAUAAAUUUUGCAGUGCUCGUUCUUUUCUAGAUAUCAACGGUGAUGUGUAGCUGCUGGUAUGCCAUCUAUACUAGUUAUCUUGUAAAUUAUGUGAAAAUUAUAUUGCUACCACGUUUCUUUGGUAUUGUACAUAUUUGUUUAAUCGUGAUUCCUUUAACAUACAGUGCGUAACAUGUUACACACGUGCCUUUGCAUACCCUUUGUCUUUAAAAUGAUUUCCUUGACACAAAUCUUCUUCUUGUGUUUAACUUAUUGUUCUACCAACACGUUUUUGUUUUUGUUUUGUUUUUUGUUCUGGAGCUUCUUUGUUUCUAGGAUCUAAAUAAAAUAAGAAGUGCAUUACCAUGA
Epinephelus moara (kelp grouper) is the source of this 4405-nucleotide messenger RNA. It is a transcript of the gene pdlim4, whose product is annotated as PDZ and LIM domain 4. Bases 166 to 1296 code for a protein of 376 amino acids. Gene Ontology annotation, biological process: heart development; actin cytoskeleton organization; muscle structure development. The record is from RefSeq and is a predicted model, not a curated record. The transcript is spliced from 7 exons. Lineage: Eukaryota; Metazoa; Chordata; Actinopteri; Perciformes; Serranidae. Gene Ontology annotation, cellular component: adherens junction; stress fiber; Z disc. Gene Ontology annotation, molecular function: muscle alpha-actinin binding; actin binding.